Tachysurus vachellii is the source of this 898-nucleotide messenger RNA. RefSeq names its product coiled-coil domain-containing protein 122. The record is from RefSeq and is a predicted model, not a curated record. Bases 85 to 888 code for a protein of 267 amino acids. The transcript is spliced from 5 exons. Lineage: Eukaryota; Metazoa; Chordata; Actinopteri; Siluriformes; Bagridae.
UUGGAAACAGAAUCAAUUCCCGAAUGAACCAUCUCCAACCGACGCCCCUAAAGUAACAGCUACCAAAUAGCAAGACGGCUAACUAUGUCCUACAAAAAAAACUCAUUCAGUGAGCAGUUUACUCUCUGCAGUGCACUUUUACAGGCUACACAACAGGGGGAGUCUCAAGCUGCAGAACUAAAGGAGAAACAACAAAUCCUAAACUCAGCUCAGGAUACACUAUCAAAGAUAGUAAAGAGUUAUGCUACUGUUUCCAGUAACAUUAAACUGAAAGUCCAACAAAUCACUGGCAUCACAAAUGAGAUGGAACAUGUAAACAGGCAAAUUGAGAGACAGCAAACAGAGAUACAAGUGAUCCAGAUGGAAAACAGGGCAUUCUGCUGCAGCAUAGAAGAGCAAUUAGAGAACUCACAUUCCUUGCUGGCUUGGUACAACAAUUGCCAUAAUAAAAUGAAGAGCUACAAAAUGUCACUUGCUACACUGGAGAGCCAAACAACUAUUCAUAUGGAGUUGAUGGAAAAAAGGGAAAAGGUGAAGAGACAAAAGGAGCACAUACAUGAACUGAAGAUGGACUUACAGAAUCCAGAGGGGAAUGCAAUACAACAGGCUCAGAAAGAAAUUGUCAUCAUUAAGGCCCAGAUACAUAAAACAAAAGAGCUUGUAAGAAGAAAAGCGACAAUACUGGAGAAUGAGAAAAAGAACCAUUCACAACUGAGAAGAGAUAUAGCAAUUCAUAACAGAAGAUGUGAGGCCAUUAUAAAAUGGCUUUGCUGCCAGCUAAACAAGUCUCAGUCCACUAACCGAGAGCUAAGCAGUGAAAUAUUCCAUAUGGAGAAAGAGGUGAAACAUCUUAAGAAGCAACUAGGUACUUUAAACAAUGUAGGAUGAAUCAAUGUAC